AUGGCCACGUUGCGCGCCAUGAAGCCAGGACUUGUUGUUUGUUGAGUUGGCUGAAGUCGCUGCAACCUCUUCUUCUCAGUUCUCAGUCUUGUGUUCUUCUGAAACUAUCACCUCACCUGUUUCGCCUUCUCAUCGCUCGCCAUGGAGAAGCAUCCACAAGGAAAGGAAAAGGAAAAGGAAGGGAGUCAGGGUCAGACGAAGAAGGAAGGCAAGUGUGAAUUUAUUUCAGGCAAGCAGGACGGCGUUUCAGCUUCUGUUCAUGAUGAUAUCAUUCUUCACAUUCUUAAACUAUACGGGUCCUGUGCAACGCCUUCCGACUUUGAAAUCUACUCUCCAAAUGCUUCCUUUGAGGACCCACUGAUGUGCGCUCGUGGGUUGAAACAGAUCAAAUCGGCAUUUUAUUCACUUCCCAAGGUCUUUAGUGAAUCAAGAAUUGUGGAAUACAGCGUCAAAGAAAAUAUGGUUUCACCUGGAAAUCACGAGGUAUGGAUUGAUAACAAGCAACACUACAAGUUCAUGGGGAAAGACAUAGAUAUGAUAUCCCUCAUCAAAUUGUCUGUUUUGGAAGGAAAAGUCGUUCGCCAUGAAGAUUGGUGGGACAAGAAGCCUCUUUCAAACAGAGAAACGGUGAAGGUGCCGCUGCUUGGCCGGAUUUUGGAAAUGGCUCGUAGGGGCUCAAUGCUGGCAACUCAUGUUAUGAUGGGGUUUGGGAAGGAUCCACCUAAUUCCACGCCUACAAAAUGACUUUGGAUAUCAAAUUAAGACUCAUGUUUGUAUAAUAUUUUCCUUUGGGUUUGUGAAUGUUUUUCUGCAAUUUAUCUCCUGUUAAGAAGGCAUGUCAACAUAAACGUUAGAGCUCAAAACCAGCACCAUUGUGUGCUUUUGUAAAUAUAUUACACUGUAUGGACGGACAACUGCGUACGUACGUACCUUCUACGGCA
This is a messenger RNA of Pyrus x bretschneideri (Chinese white pear), 941 nucleotides long. RefSeq lists its product as uncharacterized. The transcript is spliced from 7 exons. Bases 142 to 744 code for a protein of 200 amino acids. The record is from RefSeq and is a predicted model, not a curated record. NCBI's taxonomy places the organism in Eukaryota, Viridiplantae, Streptophyta, Magnoliopsida, Rosales, Rosaceae.